Arachis ipaensis is the source of this 891-nucleotide messenger RNA. The record is from RefSeq and is a predicted model, not a curated record. Lineage: Eukaryota; Viridiplantae; Streptophyta; Magnoliopsida; Fabales; Fabaceae.
AAACAACCAUAAUAACACUUUCAGGUAAGUCCAGAAUUAUAUGGAGACAGCAAUCCUAGGUUCUUCACUUACUGGACAACAGAUGGUUUGGAAUAGCAAACAAUUUGAUAUUGGCCUAAUGGUUUGGAAGGACCCAAGACAUGGACACUGGUGGCUGGAAUUUGGUUCAGGAUUAUUAGUUGGUUACUGGCCAGCAACCAUGUUUAGCCACUUAAGAAGCCAUGCAAGCAUGGUUCAAUUUGGUGGAGAAAUUGUGAACUCUCGUUCAAGGGGUUACCACACUGGAACUCAGAUGGGGAGUGGCCACUUUGCUGGUGAAGGUUUUAGAAAAGCAGCAUAUUUUAGGAACUUGCAAAUUGUUGAUUGGGAUAACAACUUGCUACCUCUCUCAAACAUUCACCAAUUAGCAGAUCAUUCUAAUUGCUAUGACAUUAGGCAAGGAAGCAACAAUGUUUGGGGACAUUACUUUUACUAUGGAGGUCCCGGACGAAAUGUCCGAUGUCCUUGAAACAUAUACAAAUGUCGAAUUUAUAUGCAUUUACAUCGCGUUUGGUAACUGUCCUGUGAUAUAAUACGUAGACGUUGAAACAGUAGAGAUAGAGAAAAAGAUGGAGACUCAUAUGCAGUUGUCUUCAUAUAAAGUCGAUAAUUGAAAAUCGUCAAAUGAAAAUUUAGUAUCAAUCUCACAUGAAGACAACUGUUUAUGAGUUUUUCUUCCUAGAGAAAAUUUGUUCUUUUCUUAAAUAUGUGUAUUUCACAACGCUUCUGUAUUAUUGCUUUGAGACUGUCGCUAAACGUAGGUUUAUAUGAUAAAAUAGCUUUACACUAUCAAAUUAUAAUGGUUUGUUGCAAAUUCUGUAGAUUAAUUGAUAGUGUAAAAUUAUUUUUGAU